AUUUCAUUUACUCAUGACGUUCGAGUCGCAUUUGUUCGCGUCGGCCUUGGGCGCGUUGGUGCCGUCGUUCAUGCUGAUCCUGCAGAUGGAGAAGCAGUGGGCGCGAGAGCUCCCUCCACAGUGUAGUGGCGUGUUGGACAGCGCCUUUUGGCUGCUUCCUGACGCCAUUUUUCCGCAUUUGGAGUGUCUGGGAGUGGUGGGGAGAGCGUUGUACGUGGACUUUUACGCCUUCGAUCUGAUUCUCUUCCCGCUCAUCUACUCGACAGCGUUACUGGGAGUUUUGCGUCGUCUGUGGCCCGAUCGCCAAUUGGUCUGGACGUUGCCAGUGCUUGCGGCGAGUUGCGAUGUGGUGGAGAACGUGUCCAUUUUAAAGCUGUUGAGACUCUUCCCCGAACGAUGGGAGACGCUCGAGAACGUCGUAAGUGUCAUCACCCGAACCAAGUGGGUUGCUGUGCUGUCGGCUAUCGCAUUUGUGGUCGCUGGGGUACUGAAAUUGAUGGCAGGGAGAGCUGAUACCACGUCGACGAAGAGCGGCAAGGGCGAGUAAGAAAAGUAGGGGUCGUAGUGCAAUUUAAGGUUUGUAUUCGUGUCAAUGUAAUUGCGAACUCGAAAGUCGGGUCAACUGCUUCCAGUAGAUCGUUGAGUGAUGCCGUUAUGUCUUGUUGC
Molecule: messenger RNA, 666 nt
Organism: Phytophthora nicotianae INRA-310
Lineage: Eukaryota; Oomycota; Peronosporomycetes; Peronosporales; Peronosporaceae
Exons: 1
Coding region: 14-547 (177 amino acids)
Source: RefSeq, a predicted model, not a curated record